This is a messenger RNA of Macadamia integrifolia, 1424 nucleotides long. RefSeq names its product xyloglucan endotransglucosylase/hydrolase 2-like. Gene Ontology annotation, molecular function: xyloglucan:xyloglucosyl transferase activity; hydrolase activity, hydrolyzing O-glycosyl compounds. The record is from RefSeq and is a predicted model, not a curated record. Lineage: Eukaryota; Viridiplantae; Streptophyta; Magnoliopsida; Proteales; Proteaceae. The transcript is spliced from 3 exons. Gene Ontology annotation, cellular component: apoplast; cell wall. Bases 464 to 1315 code for a protein of 283 amino acids. Gene Ontology annotation, biological process: cell wall biogenesis; xyloglucan metabolic process.
UUUUUUUUAUUUUUCUGAUUUUCACUUUAGGUCCAGCGUGGUUCGGUUUUCAUCCAACUCUAUAGUACCCCAAACUAAAACCGACCCGAUAGAGAAUCGAUUCGGAUCGAUUUGAUUUAUAUUUAGGACUCGGGAGGGGAGACCAUGACGUGGUUAAUGAAAUUCAUUACGUAGACCCCACAAGAACAGGUGUUUACCCAAAGUGUUACCAUCUCAUCAGACGAUACUCUUGUAGGGUCCCACCACAGCCGCCUCCCAUAUGAUCUAACCCCAAAACACCCUAUACCCAGAAACAAAAAAGGCUCCGAAACUCCUAAGCUCAUAGCUGUUGCCAGCUCUCUGUCUCUCUCUCUCUGUCUCUCUAGAUCUCUCUAUCACAGAUAUUUCAUCCUUCCUUAUCCUCCAUUACACCUCUAUAUAACUUUCUCAAACACCCUUCACUAUUCGUCUCUCUCUCUCUAAGAUGGCAUCUUCAGUAAUGUUAGCAGUUCUAGUGAGUUCUUUAAUUGUUUCUUCUGCUGGAAAUUUCUACCAAGACAUUGCUAUUACGUGGGGAGAUCAACGUGCCAAGAUCUUCAAUGGAGGGCAGCUUCUAACCCUCUCCCUCGACAGGGUAUCAGGUGCUGGAUUCCGAUCUAACGAACAGUAUCUGUUUGGUAGGAUUGAUAUGCAACUCAAGCUUGUGGGUGGUAACUCUGCUGGAACUGUCACAGCUUACUGGUUAUCUUCUGAAGGACUGAACCGUGACGAGGUCGACUUGGAAUUCCUUGGAAAUCUUAGUGGAGACCCUUACGUCUUGCAUACCAAUGUAUACACCCAAGGGAAAGGAGACAGGGAGCAGCAGUUCUACCUUUGGUUUGACCCCACCAAGAAUUUCCACACUUAUUCCAUUGUUUGGAAUCCUAGAAACAUCAUCUACUUCGUGGAUAACAUUCUCAUAAGAGAAUUCAGGAAUGGACAAUCAAUAGGGGUCCCUUUCCCUCAUAACCAGCCCAUGAGGAUCUACUCAAGCUUAUGGAACGCGGACGAGUGGGCAACUAGAGGUGGCCUUAUUAAAACUGAUUGGUCCAAAGCACCAUUCACUGCCUUUUACCAGAACUUCAAUGCCGAUGCCUGUGUUUGGUCUUCAAGGGGAUCUUCGUGCAGGACGAUGUCUAAUACCAACUCUGCACCCAACAAAGCAUGGCAGACACAAGAGCUCGACCCAUUGAGUCGAAGGAGACUCAGAUGGGUGCAGAAGAAUUAUAUGAUCUACAACUACUGCUCUGAUUGGAAGCGUUUCCCUCAGGGUCUGCCACCUGAAUGCAGGCACUAGGGGUAAUAUUGGACCAAGUCAAAACUGGACUGAUGAAGUGUUAGAUUUGGUCUGUUAGUUUCUUUGGAUGCAUGGUCUCUUGUCUUACAGGUCUGAUCUCCUUUUGUUC